CCCCCCUCGUUCAGACAGACGUAAGGCAUCAUCAUCCCCGGAAACCCUCAUACCAUAUGCGCCCACCUACGACACAUGAAUAAUGGGACAUCGCCAUUGCACCACCACCGCCAACGCUGUCCCACUAAAAGUCCGAGCCUGACGUCUGCACUGCGACUACCGCCCCAUAACCAUCCCGCUAUUGUUGUUGUUGUUAUUGUUAUUGUCUUCUUACUUCUUCGCGCAUACGCCUGCACCUGCAUGUUCAUUGGCUACGCCUCGACGCUCAGUCCCAACUCCGCUCCUCUGGCUCACCCUCCGCACGUCGACUCUUUCUAACCUACCUACCGACGCGCAUCCGUUGCUUCUUCCACCGAGGGC
Bipolaris sorokiniana ND90Pr is the source of this 360-nucleotide messenger RNA. RefSeq lists its product as uncharacterized. NCBI's taxonomy places the organism in Eukaryota, Fungi, Ascomycota, Dothideomycetes, Pleosporales, Pleosporaceae. The record is from RefSeq and is a predicted model, not a curated record. Bases 76 to 318 code for a protein of 80 amino acids. The transcript has a single exon.